Messenger RNA from Darwinula stevensoni, 521 nucleotides. The record is from the annotation of a GenBank genome assembly. Lineage: Eukaryota; Metazoa; Arthropoda; Ostracoda; Podocopida; Darwinulidae.
UUCUUUCUUAUUUUCAAGCAUGAGACCUCAGGAGUUUUACCGUAUUCUCUCUACGGACGAACGACUUUUGGAGUUCCUGCAGCAGGAGAGACUCAUGACGCCAAUCAGAGAGAGGAUUUGCCCUAUUUGCAACCGAGAACUUCGACUCAGAAUCAGGAAGAGAACCACGAUGACCGCCUUCAUAACUAGAUGCGACGGUUGCAAGAAUGAACAUUCUGCCCUGAAAGGUUCAUUUUUCGUCCAUGAGGACCAGAAUGGGAGGACUCAGCGCCGUAUGAGCCCAGGGAAGGUGCUGCAUCUACUGUUUCUUUGGAGCGAAGGAAAUGCAUGCCAGGAGGGACAACCGUGAUCGUAGCAACGAGGAAAACUGCGAUCCCCACAUGAAGACCAUCGAGGUGCGAUGCUUCGUGGUGGAAAAGAGGGAUCGAGAAACACUUUUCCCUAUCAUUUCCAGGAAUGUUGCUCCUGGAACACAGAUUUGGACUGAUGGGUGGGCAGCAUAUGCUGCUCUCCCGACAAUU